Harpegnathos saltator (Jerdon's jumping ant) is the source of this 2272-nucleotide messenger RNA. RefSeq names its product Na[+]-dependent inorganic phosphate cotransporter (gene NaPi-T). NCBI's taxonomy places the organism in Eukaryota, Metazoa, Arthropoda, Insecta, Hymenoptera, Formicidae. Gene Ontology annotation, molecular function: transmembrane transporter activity. The record is from RefSeq and is a predicted model, not a curated record. Gene Ontology annotation, cellular component: membrane. The coding region runs from base 438 to 1982 and encodes 514 amino acids. Gene Ontology annotation, biological process: transmembrane transport; monoatomic anion transport. The transcript is spliced from 9 exons.
UCUUGACCAAAGAUAGAAUUAAGACUGUCCGAAGGAAAGCAAACAUCUGCACGUAUCGCAACUGGAGCUCCCCACGCUGGCUGAAGGGUGGAGGACCGUGCAUACAUUUCUGCGGUCCAUACGACUCUACUGGAAGAACAGGCAUGCAGUGUUUGCCGUGACAGUAACCGCUUAACACAGAUUCGCAAAUACAAAAGGCGGAAGACGAUACAGACUUGGAACGAGAGAUGAGCUUGCAUUGUUAAGAUGAAAGUUCACUUGAUAAUUAAUGGGUGAUAAUUCGAAAGAUAAUUUCCACGUCACACAAGGUGUCUUAACGGCCUUGAAAGAAUAAAAAAAAAUCUAUUGUCAUAUAAGAAGAUUCGUUGAGAGUGAUGUAUUAAUUAAUAAGCGAGACACUAAGCUAGACACCUGGUAAUUUUUAAAGAAUAAUCGAAAUGGAUAAGAAGAAAGAGCUGUUCACUUGCCGAGAUGUUCUCUGGUACAUGGUAUUUUGUGGUUUUGCCGUUAAUUACGUGCUGAGGAUAAAUCUGAAUCUUACCAUAGUGGCGAUGGUGCUACCGUAUCCUAAACCCGCCGCAAUCGUGCAAUGCAACUUAGAGGAUAACACGAUGCCCUGGAUGAAUGAGACGGCUCAAGAUAGCAAUGUUUCUUUCCCGAUUACGACGCCCUCCUCCGAAAACGUUACGUACGAGGACCGAUUUGCCUGGAACGAGUAUCAACAGGGAUUAGCAUUGGGCGCUUAUUACUGGCUGCACUGGUUGUCGCAACUACCGGGCGGUCUUUUGGCCAGACGGUACGGUACGAAGCUUGUAUUUGGAUUAGGAAACUUCUUAACGGCUCUCUUAGGAUUUUUUAUUCCCUAUGUGACCCAUUUGUAUAGUUUGAUCAUGCUUCGAGUGCUACAAGGAUUAAUAGCGGGUGUUAUGUGGCCUUCCAUGCACGACAUGACAGCCAAGUGGAUUCCACCGAAUGAAAGAAGCAGAUUCGUCAGCGCUUAUCUCGGGAGUUCUGUGGGAGUGGCAAUUACUUAUCCCUUGUGUGCGGCUGUCAGCAGUAGCUUCGGUUGGGGCGCAUCUUUCCACGUAACGUCUUUCCUGGGAGUGAUUUGGUACUUCUUUUGGCACUUCUUUGUGUAUGAUUCGCCGCAGCAACAUCCGCGGAUCUCUGAUGAGGAGAAGAAGUACAUCGUCGACAAUAUUUCUGGGUCCGUCGACGAUCAACAGAAAGAGAUACCUUGGAAAGCGAUAUUCCGGUCAGGACCGGUAUGGGUCACUAUCGCCGCUCAUUGGAGCGGUGCCUGGGGCUUUUUGACUCUCUUGGCGCAGGCGCCAAGUUAUUUCAACUUCGUUCACGGAUGGAAUAUUAAUGCUACCGGAUUGUUGGCAGGAGCGCCGCAUAUACUCCGCAUGAUCUUCUCAUAUUUCUUCUCGAUGAUGAGCGACUGGCUGCUCCGCACGAAUAGAAUGAGCCUGACGAACGUGAGGAAAUUGGCAACCUUCGUAUGCACGGGUAUUCAAGGCCUGCUCAUUAUAGCCCUUGGAUUUAGCGGAUGUCAACCAUUGCUCGCGGUCGUGUUCAUGAUGAUCGGUAUCACAGUUAACGGCGCCGUUUCCGCCUCUAGUUUGGCAAAUUUCGUUGACCUCAGUCCGAAUUAUGCCAGCGUCCUCUUUGGAUUCUGCGGCAUGGUCAUUAUAUGGUCCGGCUUUAUCUCACCGGUGAUCGUCGGCAUACUGACGAACAAUAACCAAACUGUGGAGCAGUGGCGUCUGGUCUUCCUGAUUGCUGCCGCGAACUCAUUGGCGGGCUGUAUCAUAUAUAUGAUGUUUGGCACUUCGAAGGAGCAACCGUGGAAUCAGUAUACCAGAUUGAACCCGAAAGAACGGGAGAUGCAGAAGCUGGCCCCGGAGGCGUUAAAAUGUGAGAACAAUACAGAGAACAUGAGUGACAUUGAAAAAUCGAAAUUUAUCGAAGAGAGGUGAAAUAACUUACGGUAUAUAGUUUGUGAGGUAAUAGUUUCCAACGCAGCUAUCGCGAUAAGACGCGGAAGAUAAUAGUUUAACGAUGAGAAGAUGACUCCUUCUGUGUGAAUAUAUGUAUAUUACAACAAACAGGAUGUCAACGAUUGAUCGUAUAUAUUUAAUAAUAUGCAUAAUAAUACACUUAUAUAAUUUAUUUUUGAAACAUUCCGUCACGAGGAAAUAAAGUGAAAGAGAGAAUGUGAUAUUGCGGUGUAAAAUAAAUGCUACGAUAUUUGUAGCACGCUGAGACC